Penicillium cosmopolitanum is the source of this 786-nucleotide messenger RNA. Its product is annotated as TBP family protein. The record is from RefSeq and is a predicted model, not a curated record. Lineage: Eukaryota; Fungi; Ascomycota; Eurotiomycetes; Eurotiales; Aspergillaceae. The transcript is spliced from 4 exons. Gene Ontology annotation, biological process: DNA-templated transcription initiation. Gene Ontology annotation, molecular function: RNA polymerase II general transcription initiation factor activity; DNA binding. Bases 1 to 786 code for a protein of 261 amino acids.
AUGGAUUCCCUCACCACCCACCCGUCCAACGCCACUCAGGCGCGUGCCUUCACCUCUGCCUCAUCGCUUUCCUUCCCCGGGGGUGCAGGCGAUCUCACCCCUCCCUCCUCUGUGAAAGAGAUUCAGGGACAACCCGUCGCACAACCCGCGCAGGAACAGCAACAGGUUGGAGGAAAUGCCGUCAACGGCAAUGGGGUGACUCCCGCUACUCCGGCCGCGACCCCGGGCGCCACGACUGGCGGCUCUGGUAUCGUGCCGACCUUGCAAAACAUCGUGGCUACUGUCAACCUUGACUGCCGCUUGGAUCUCAAGACCAUCGCGCUGCACGCUCGCAACGCUGAGUACAACCCAAAGCGUUUCGCCGCCGUGAUCAUGCGUAUCCGUGAGCCCAAAACCACUGCGCUGAUCUUUGCCUCGGGCAAGAUGGUCGUCACCGGUGCCAAGUCUGAAGACGACUCGAAGCUGGCUUCCCGCAAGUACGCGCGUAUCAUCCAAAAGCUUGGCUUUAAUGCCAAGUUCACGGACUUCAAGAUCCAAAACAUCGUCGGCUCCUGCGAUAUCAAGUUCCCUAUCCGCCUGGAGGGUCUGGCAUCUCGCCAUCACAAUUUCAGUUCCUACGAGCCUGAAUUGUUCCCUGGUUUGAUCUAUCGUAUGAUGAAGCCUAAGAUCGUGCUCCUGAUCUUCGUUAGCGGUAAGAUCGUCCUCACAGGCGCCAAAGUGCGCGAGGAGAUCUACCAGGCUUUCGAGCUGAUCUAUCCCGUGCUCUCUGACUUCCGUAAGGUUUAA